This is a messenger RNA of Babjeviella inositovora NRRL Y-12698, 952 nucleotides long. It is a transcript of the gene RRS1, whose product is annotated as Rrs1p. Gene Ontology annotation, cellular component: preribosome, large subunit precursor; nucleolus; nucleus. The coding region runs from base 299 to 808 and encodes 169 amino acids. Gene Ontology annotation, biological process: ribosomal large subunit export from nucleus; endonucleolytic cleavage in ITS1 to separate SSU-rRNA from 5.8S rRNA and LSU-rRNA from tricistronic rRNA transcript (SSU-rRNA, 5.8S rRNA, LSU-rRNA); ribosomal large subunit biogenesis. The record is from RefSeq and is a predicted model, not a curated record. NCBI's taxonomy places the organism in Eukaryota, Fungi, Ascomycota, Pichiomycetes, Serinales. The transcript has a single exon. Gene Ontology annotation, molecular function: protein binding.
CACGACUACACACCCAAAAUGUCUACCGAACAAGAAUAGUAUGUAUUUUUUUUCUUCGGUUGCUGAGCUACAGCCAUUCUGAAGGUUCAAAACUUGAAAUAUUCGUUUGUCACCACUAUUGGCACAUCCGAUUAGCUUCUGUUCAAAACCUAGCCUCCAGUCGCCCGCUUUGCCCAGCCCAUUGCACAAGUCUCAUCCCGUGUGUGUUACUAACCCUCCUAGCAAGCCAGUCACCGUUGAAAAGCCUAUCCCGGUUAGCUACGAUCUCGGUAAUCUCGCUGUCUUCGAUACCAACCCAAUGGACAAUGCCAGGUUGGCCAGCGACGCCCAACGUGAAGCCCACUUAAAGGAUGUUACCCGUGAUAACGUUCAGUUGUUGAUCAACCAAAUCUUAUCCUUGCCUGUCAAGACCACUACCGAAACACACGGCUCCUCCACUGGCCAGGACUCUACAAUGACGUUGGUGCGUUUGCCGGUUCCAAUGACCGACUUGCCAAGAGAGAAGCCAUUGCCAAAGGCCAAGGCGCCUACGAAAUGGGAGCAAUUUGCGGCCAGGAAGGGUAUCCAGUCCAAGACCAAAGACGGAAAGUUGGUCUACGACGAGGCAUCCGGCAAGUGGGCUCCUAAGUGGGGUUACAACGGUAUCAACAAGCAGCUCGACAACCAGUGGUUGGUUGAGGUUGAUGAUAAGGUGAAGAACACCGACAAGGAGAUGAUUGACCCUAGAACCUUGGGCAGAAUGGAGAGAAAGAAGUUGGUUAAGAAGAACGAGUUGCAGCACAAGCGUAACUUGAAGAAUGAUAAAUAAGCACUUUGAAGAGUUUCCCCGAAGUCUGAGAGGUCCACAAAGACGUUGGCUCUUUGUUGGUGUACUAUUUUUGGCAGGCUCUAUUGGUUCUCGUGUGUUAACAGGCCUGCUCGCUCCGUUUUUAUUUUCUGUUAGGUCCGACUU